UCGCGCCGUGACGGGGCCGGGUCGAGGCCGAGGUCGAGGCCACCAUGGUCGUGCGCCUCGUCCUCCCAGCCACGCUUUGCCGGCGCGGCGUGUGUCGUCUCAGCACGCGGCUUUUCGGGAGCGGCAACACGCGCAACGUCGGCAUCAUCGCCCACAUCGACGCCGGAAAGACGACCACUACCGAGCGGAUGCUCCUGCUGGCCGGCGCGGUGCACGCUGCGGGCGAGGUGGACUCUGGCGACACGGUCACCGACUUCUUGGAGCAGGAGCGCGAGCGCGGCAUCACCAUCCAGUCCGCCGCCACCUCGUUCGGCUGGCGCGGCGCCGCCGUCUCGCUGAUCGACACGCCGGGCCACAUCGACUUCACGGUCGAGGUGGAGCGGGCGGUGCGGGUGCUGGACGGUGCCGUCCUCAUCGUGGACGCGGUCGCCGGCGCGCAGGCGCAGACGGAGACGGUCUGGAGACAGGCUCGCCGGCAUGGGGUGCCGGCUGUCGCGUUUGUCAACAAGAUGGACCGAGAGGGCGCCGACUGGGAGUCCGCCGCCUCCUCGCUCGCCACACGGCUGCAGCUGCGUCCGCUGCGGCUGCAGCUGCCGCUGUACGAGCCCGCCGGCACGGCGGACGGCGCGCAGCACUUCGUCGGGGCCGUCGACCUCGUCUCGGGCGUCGCGAUGCGCUGGCGGCCUCGGGGAGCGCAGCUCGGGACGGGGUCGCGCUCAGAGGUCUGUGAUCUGGAGCUGACUGCUGCCGCGGCUGCGGCGUGUGAGGCUGCCUCCUCCGCCGGGCUCGCGCUGCUGCAGGCUGAGGGCGAGGCUGCCGUAUGCGAAGCGGCGGAGGAGGCGAGGGCGGCGCUGGUGGAGGAGGUUGCGGAGCUCGACCCAGACGGCGAGGUGGCGGACUUGUUCUUGGCCGAGGAGGCUGUCCCCGCCGCCACGCUCGCCGCCGCCAUCCGCCAGCUUGCCCUCUGCUCCGCCGCGGUGCCCACCCUCUGCGGUGCCUCCCUGCGCGGCGUUGGAGUCGAGCCGCUUCUCGACGCAGUCGCAGCCUACUUGCCGUCGGCCGAGGAGCGGCCCGCCCCUCUCCUCUCCCCCGCGGGCGGCGGCGGCGGGGAGGGAGGCGGCGGGGAGGGAGGCGGCGGGGAGGGAGGCGGCGGCGGGAGCGGCGCUGCAUCGGGCGUGCCGCUGGCGGCGGCGGCGGAGGGAGUGGCGCUCGCGUUCAAGGUGACGCACGAGGCGCACUCGCGCAAGCCGCUGGUCUGGCUCCGCGUCUACCACGGCGAGAUCUCGCCGCACUCGCCCCUCGUCCUCGUGCCGGGCGAAAGGGGCCGCGAAGAGGCCGCUUCCCCGCCAGCCGGAGCGAGGCGGGGCGGGGGGCGGGGCGGCGGCCUCGCCGCCGGGGGCGGGGGCGGAGGCUUGGUCGAGACGCCCACCGCGCUGCUGACACUUCACGGCGGCGAGGCCGUCGAGAUCCAGGCCGCGCCGGCCGGCACUAUCUGCGCGGCGCGAGGACUCAAGGGCGUAGCGACGGGCGACACGCUGCUGCUGCGGCCGAAGGAGGGUCUCGGCGCCCUGCGGCUGCCUGGGGUGGCGGUGCCUCCGCCCGUCUUCUUCUGUGCGGUCGAGGCCGAGGCGGCGUCGCAGCAGCCGGCGCUCGACGCGGCGCUCGCCGCGCUCCGGCUCGAGGACCCGUCGGUGGCGGUCAAGAAUGACGCGUCGACCGGCCAGCUGAUGGUGGGGGGGAUGGGGGAGCUGCACCUCGAGGUGCUGCUGCAGCGCCUCGCCUCAGAGUGGCAGCUCCGUGUCCAUGCGGGCGAGAUGCGGGUCGCCUACCGCGAGUCGAUUUGCAGCGCCGUGCGGCGCACGUCGACGCACGCCUCGCAGCUCAAGGAGGGGGGCGAGGUCCGCAUCGAGAUCGAGGUGCGCCCUCUCGACCUCGCGGACGGCGCCGGCGCCGCGCCGCAGGAGGGGCCGCAGGAGGCGGCGGCGGUGCAGCACGCCGCUAGCGAGGCGGUGCGCUCCGCUCUGACGCGGCGCGAGCUCGGGCAUCUACUCGACGGGAUGCGAGGCGCCGCUGCGUACGGCGACCUCCUCGGCUUCCCGCUUCACGCGGCGCGCGCCGAGGUCUCGAGCGUCACUGCGCCGCGGGGCACUUCGCCAGAGGCGAUCGGCGGCGCGGCUGCCGAGGCGCUGUCUCAGGCGGUCGCUGCGGCGUCGCCGGUGCUUCUCGAGCCGGUCAUGCGCGUCGAGGUGCAGACCGCCGAGCAGCACCUCGGCGCAGUGCUCAGCGAGCUGACUGGCGCCCCCUCUCUCCUAGAUGCGGAAGCCGGGCCCGCGUGUUCCGGCCGGCGCUCGAGAAAGCACAUGCACAUGCACAUGUACAUGUUGUUCGGCGGCACCCAACGGCGCCCGCCGCGGCUCCGUCGAGAAGCUGCUCACGCCCUCCGACGCACUGCGGCAGACGGUGCUCGCGCGCGCGCCGCUCGCCGCGAUGGUGGGGUAUGCGAGUGCGCUGCGCUCGCUCACAGCCGGCGAGGCCUCGCUCUCGAUGGAGUUCUCGCACUACGCUCGCGUCGAGCCCGCGGUGCAGCAGCAGCUGCUGCUGCAGAUGCGCGGCUAUGUCUAGAUCUAGCAGCCGACUACAGCGCGUGUCGUCUAUUGAUAGCCGUAAGUGGCCUGUCUUGGACCCCCGC
Molecule: messenger RNA, 2689 nt
Organism: Emiliania huxleyi CCMP1516
Lineage: Eukaryota; Haptophyta; Isochrysidales; Noelaerhabdaceae
Product: putative mitochondrial elongation factor
Exons: 16
Biological process (GO): ribosome disassembly; mitochondrial translation
Cellular component (GO): mitochondrion
Molecular function (GO): GTP binding; GTPase activity
Source: RefSeq, a predicted model, not a curated record